AUGAGAACGGUCAUGUCGCGUCGUCAGCAAAGCGAAAAUCUCGCCAAGAAUCCAUAUGUUUCUUUCGAAAAACCUACCAUUGAUGAGGAUGGUCUCCUGUGGAACGAAUGGAAAAUAGGAGUAUAUGGUUUAAUUUUCUCAUUGAUAGUGUUAACUGUUAAAUUCUUCGCUACAUACAGAGGCAGCUUCGAGAAGGCCUUUCUAGAGCCCAAAUUAAUACAGCAAGUUUUAAUAGAAGAUGGCCACGAGAUGUUCACUUAUAGUUGGAAAACCGUUGUUAAAUAUAGCAGUGUAUGGUUUCCCGUUUUGUGUGGAUUAUUAACAACUUAUUUCACUUGGACAAUAGUCUAUUUGGACUCGAAAAUUCCAGGUGUAAAUCCACCGAGUCCACUAUCACCACAAAAAUAUAAACUCCAAUCUGGGUACACUUUUCAUCUGAGCUACGUUUUUGCCAUAGUAGUCGGCAUCUGGGUGGCGAUCUAUUUGUUUUGCCGAGGGGCUUCUAUACAGUUUUGA
This is a messenger RNA of Phyllotreta striolata, 516 nucleotides long. NCBI's taxonomy places the organism in Eukaryota, Metazoa, Arthropoda, Insecta, Coleoptera, Chrysomelidae. The record is from the annotation of a GenBank genome assembly.